CCCUAGCCAAGCGCACCUGUUCCUUCAGAGUUCGGAGGCAAUGGCAACAUCGAAAGACCAAACCAACCGUGCUCGAGCCUUGUGGGUCACAUGCCUAGCUUCGGCCUUCCGGACCGCUCUAGCUUGCACCAUAGUAGCCAUCACCACCCUCUACGGCCCUCCCGCUCUCCGACGGCAAGUAGCCUUGCCUGCAUUCUCCUACGUGACUGUUAUCCUUAUUGCUCCUGAUGCAACUCUAGGUGACACAUUCCGUGGAUUCUGGCUCGCCCUAUACGCCACUGUCCAGAGCGUCGCGCCGGCUAUCUUGAGCCUCUGGCUAAUUGGACCAGCCCGUCUGACGAGCAGCACGACGGCUCUGGCAGUUGGUCUGGCGGCAUUUGUGGUAGUUCUGCCUGGGGAGGUUACUCAUUUGGUGUCCAAGCGCAUAGCCUUGGGACAGAUUGUGCUUGUGUACGUUAUUGCUUUCAUACAGGGUGGGAGUGCGGAUGCUAUCAUGCACCCUGUGCAUGUGGCAGCGAGUACAGCCGUUGGGGCCUUGGCUUGUGUUCUUGCUUUGUCGGUUCCUUUCCCAGGCUUGGCUUGUCGAGAGGUUAAACAGAACUCAAAGCUGGUUGUGGAGAAUGCUUCGGAGAGGCUCAAACUUUUUUUGAAGGCUUUUUGUGCAGAAGAUGCCGCAUCCGCACUUGCUUCAAUUUCACAAACAAAGUCCUUAGCUUCCACAGCAUCCAAGCUUAUUCAAACCAUUAAACGCCAUCAGGAAAGCAUGCAAUGGGAGAGACUUCCACUAAAAUUUCUGAGACACAGCAAUGCCAAUCCAGCAGACAGAUUGCAAGCUUUGGAGAUUCCCUUAAAAGGGAUGGAAAUGGCCUUAAGUAGCACUCCUUCAUUCCCAGUUGGAGUGGCGGAUGGAGAGCUCAAAAGUUGUCUACUUAAACUAGCAAAGGAUCAAAUGAGCUUAAAUAGAAGCAUUCCUUGUGAAGAUGCAGUAACUGUUCCUGAAUCAAACCCAGAAGUUGAUAUUAGAUGCCUCCAAGCACUUCAGACCAUUCCACAAACCCACCAGGACUUACCCCCAUUUUUCUUUUUGUUCUGUAUAAAUCUCUUUCAUGGGAAAAUGUUGGCACCAAGUUCUGGUAGUACCGAACAGGACAAAUUGGUAAUUCCACAGAAACAAGAAGCAAUUACUUCAUGUAAACAGGGUGCGGUAUGGAGUAACUUCUCCACCAAGGUAAACAGCAAAAGGGUCAUGGCAGCUUUCAAGUGCUCACUUUCACUGGGUCUAGCUGUGUUCUUUGGCUUGAAAUUCAGCAAAGAAAAUGGCUUCUGGGCAGGGCUUCCAGUCGCUAUCAGUUUCGCCGCAGCUAGAGAAGCAACAUUUAAAGUUGCAAAUGUUAAAGCACAAGGGACUGUUUUAGGAACUGUAUAUGGAGUUUUUGGUUGUUUUAUGUUCCAUAGGAUCUUACCCAUUAGAGUCUUAUCUCUGAUUCCUUGGCUCAUUUUUACCAGUUUUCUUCAGAGAAGCAAACUGUAUGGCCAAGCUGGUGGUAUUUCUGCGGUAAUUGGAGCUGUACUAAUUUUGGGCAGAACAAAGUUUGGGGCUCCAAGUGAAUUUGCCAUAGCAAGAAUUACCGAAACCUUCAUUGGGUUAUCGUCAGCGAUUAUUGUCGAGCUACUGUUCCAACCCACUAGAGCUUCCACUCUUGCAAAAGUUCAACUAUCUAGAACUUUCGGGGCAUUGCAUGAGUGUAUUGACUCAGUGAGUCUUCAGUCUGGAAGAGCAGAAUUGCGAGAGAAACAAAAAUGUCUGAAAGUUCAUGUUGAAGAACUGGGGAAGCUCAUUGCAGAAGCUGAUAUGGAGCCUAAUUUCUGGUUCCUGCCUUUUCACAGUGCUUGCUAUGGAAAGCUCAUGGGUUCUAUCUCCAAAAUGAUGGAACUCAUAGCUUUUAGUGGUCAUGCAAUUGGAGUUCUUGAACAAAAUUCACAAUUACUUGAGGGUUCUUGGAAAGGUAUUGUCGAUACCAUGGACUGUGACCUUGAACUUUUCAAGAAGAUGGUUGGCUCCUUGAUAAGUUGUUUUAAGGAUAUCACUCUGAUCAAUUCGGUAACAAUUCUUGAGAAGGAAGCGUUUGAUGGUCAAGAAUGUGCCAAAUCUUGUGAUCUCGAGUUGGGAGAACCGCAAACCUUAAAAGCAUUUAGGGUUUGUGGUUUAGAAGAUGAAGAGAUGGACAAGAUUGUAAGUUCUUAUCUCCUUCACUCAAAGGAAGCUGUAGAUAAAAUUCAUUGUCAACAAAAUGAGGAGCUGAAGGGCCAAACCGUUUUAUGUUUGAGUGCUUUAGCGUUCUGCGUAAGUGGUUUGAUAAGAGCAACAAGAGAGAUAGAAGAGGGAAUCAAAGAACUUGUUCAAUGGGAGAAUCCUUCAAGCCAAGUUAACUUGUACGAGACCUCUUGUAAGAUGCGUGCUUUAAAAACAUAAUAUAUGCAUAUGCGUGCAUUUUUAUUUUUUUGCAUUUCUUCUUCAAAAAACUAAAUGAUUGCAUAA
This is a messenger RNA of Argentina anserina (silverweed cinquefoil), 2539 nucleotides long. RefSeq lists its product as uncharacterized. The record is from RefSeq and is a predicted model, not a curated record. The coding region runs from base 41 to 2473 and encodes 810 amino acids. Lineage: Eukaryota; Viridiplantae; Streptophyta; Magnoliopsida; Rosales; Rosaceae. Gene Ontology annotation, cellular component: plasma membrane. The transcript has 3 exons.